AUGCGGCGUCUCAAAACUGUGUUCCGGUCCAGAUCUGAGACACCUGACCCUGCCUCAUCUCGUGCUGUCUGGCCACGACGGCGUCUAGCUUCAGAGGGAGAUCCAUUGAAGCCUCAGCCAGAAUCCGCCUCGAAUGAACUACAACGCGAUGAGCCUACAACUGAAGCGGGAUCCAGUUCCGUGAAUAAACUACCUGGCUCUGCCACAGUAGCCCCCGUUCACAAUGCGGAAACUGGGUCGGAUGCCCAACACGCCCAAGACACUGGCCCACUUCCUCGGUCUAAGAAUGGCACCAAGCGUCUGAAGAGAAUGGUUGCUCGCUUGCGCGGCAGCCUAUCCCAGGAAGAUGAACCCAUCACAGAGACACAACCUCAAGCUGCGCAGGAGGGUAGCCGCAAAGAGAGGCCGAAGUCCAAACCUUUGUCCUCCAACCCCUUUGAACCAGAUACCGCUGCUGGUGAGCCAUCUACAACCACAGGCAAGUCAGUCAGGUUCGAUGAGCCGCAAGAGGGGCGAAAGGUCAGCACUCAGACGACUCAUUUUCAGGAGUCCAGCCAGACUGAGGAUACUGUGUGCCGAGACCCUGCCCGGCACAUUGCGAUGCCUAUUCAGGAACCUAUGGAGGAUUGGGGAUGGCCGGGACUUAUGCUGUAUUCCCCUGAUAGUAGCCCUAAUGCCAACACUCAUACUCUCGAGGGUUCGGACCCGUUCUCGGAUGAGAAGGCCACCGACGCCCGACAGGGAAAGUCGGGCUCCUCGAGACAUAGUGCCGGCACGAGCCGAGAGGAAUCAUCCAGGGCUUCUGAAGGGACGCUGGAGCCUAUCGCCGAGACUGAUUUCGACACAAUCGAACCAGUCGUCGAGCCCGAGCCUGAACGUCCGGGCUCUCGGAGGGCAAGUUCGGCCAACAGCCAAACAAGCUGGAGUAGCACGCUUGACUCAGCCAAGGCCAUCUCAGCCUUCAACCAGAUGGCAGCUCAGUUUAGUAUCCCGCUUUCCAUUCCAAGUGAAGAUACUCCAAGUCCACCAUCAGAGGGCAAUCAGCCCACGGAGGAAGCGGGCACGAGUCGUCAUGGAUUUGGAUUGUUGGGCAAAGUUCGCAAGGUGCGAUCCAGUUUGGAGGCCGACACAACCCCCUUGGCGCCAGCUCCUAAGCUGCGACGGAUGAAAACGUUCGCGAAUAUGCACCGUCCCAAUCCGAUGACUUCGUUGCAUGGAAGAUCAAUCGAGAGUUUGUCCCGUCUUGGAGGACAUGGCUAUCUGAUGCUGACGGACUUGGCUCCAUGUCCCGUGCAGUUGCCCGCAUACAUUGUGGCAACGCUAAUGUUUCUGCAUAAAUAUGGUCUUGACACUCCCGAGAUCUUCAUCCAGCCUGGCGAUCUGAAAACCGCCAUUCGCCUAUAUGACCACUUUGCUGGCCAGGUGAUCGAGGCCGAGAAAGAUGAGUCUAAUAUUUCCCUUACCAUGCGUGUGGUAGCCAUGCCCCAGCUCCGUGAGGACUCGGCGCCCGUGCUGAGUGUGGCCUGGGCCUUCAAGGCCGUGCUGGCGGGGCUUCCAGACGGGAUCCUCGGGAGUGUCCGGCUCUACCGCGUUUUGAGGGACAUGUACUAUCAUUCGGUUCCAGAUCAAUCGCAUCUCCUCCGGGUGCCAGACUGUAUUUCUGAGGCGAGCCCAUCGACUGCUGCCCGAGUGCAGCUUAUAUGUCUUGCGCUCAUUGCUCUUGCUCCUGAGAUGCAGCGCGAUCUGGUCUGUUCGGUAUUUGGGCUACUUUCGAUGAUGGUGACUGCAAGGACCGAUGCCCAAGAUCCCGGGAUGGAGCUCCGUGAUCCAGUGGCGAGUCCGAAGUUCCAAGACUUGGUGCGGGUGUUUGGACCGCUCCUCCUUGGGCCCCGGGGGCAAAAGAUUCGGGAGACCUUAACAGAGGUGGAAAAGGACAUUCAAGAUCAACGCGUGGCGGGGUUGUUGCUCAAUAAUUGGCACUUUAUACAUCGACAGUUGCAACACUGGACCCGAGGACGGUAUGUGGUAGGCAGGGAAUAG
This is a messenger RNA of Penicillium mononematosum, 2040 nucleotides long. RefSeq lists its product as uncharacterized. Lineage: Eukaryota; Fungi; Ascomycota; Eurotiomycetes; Eurotiales; Aspergillaceae. Gene Ontology annotation, biological process: signal transduction. The coding region runs from base 1 to 2040 and encodes 679 amino acids. The record is from RefSeq and is a predicted model, not a curated record. The transcript is spliced from 3 exons.